Mytilus californianus (California mussel) is the source of this 3940-nucleotide messenger RNA. RefSeq names its product coiled-coil domain-containing protein 177-like. NCBI's taxonomy places the organism in Eukaryota, Metazoa, Mollusca, Bivalvia, Mytilida, Mytilidae. The record is from RefSeq and is a predicted model, not a curated record. The transcript is spliced from 17 exons. The coding region runs from base 109 to 2049 and encodes 646 amino acids.
CGUCUUUGUUUAUAAAUGGCUGACAAGAAUUAGGGCAUUGCACGCUUCUUUCCUUUCUCUUCUGUUUGGGCUGAUAUUGCAUCCUUUUCCGUCUUUAAAACAAAAGAAAUGUCUGAAGACCCAAAGAUUCACAUUGAUUUCUAUAACUUUGAAGAUCCUGUGUAUGAAGACAGUAAAUAUGUUUUGACGAGUCCUAGGUCACUUGAGGCAUGUGCUAAAGUUGGAGUAAAGCCAGUGGACAUUCUGUACAAGCCUCUAACUGAUUUCCAGGAAGAACUUCUACCUCAAGACAUCCCACUAAGGACCAUUUAUAAUAUUUAUGAUGAACAUGAGCAAGAAAGACAAAGAUUACUCAAAUUAUGUAAAGAAGAAAGGAAGAAACUUGUUGAUGGAGAAGGUACCACUAAAAAAACAGCAAGGAGGAAGCUAGGCCUAAACACUACUUCACAGAAGACAGGCACGUCAACCCAAAGAAGAUCUAGAACACCAAACAGAUCGAAAAUUACCGGUACUAGGUCUCAAUCAGAGGAGGAUUUGAAGAAAACAAAAAGCAGUCUUCAAAGAACAAGAACUGCCUGGGCUACAUCUGUUGGUCACAAACGAGUUACUAAUGAUGAGUUAAAUAACAGGGUGAAAGAACUACAUGAAGAAAGCUUGAAAUUAAGAGAAGAAUUAUUGUCCAAGAAAGAAAAAAGAAACAGGCAAAGUCCAAAAUCUCGACCCAAAUCAACCCCAAUAAGAAGAUCAAGAAGUACAUCUAGUUUAGUGUCCAAUGGAAGUUCAUGUUUGUUGAAUAGAAGUACAAUUGAUAGUGCUCAACCAAUAUCUAAUACUAGACUGAAGAAAACACUGAAUAAAUCUAUAGAUACAAGUCAUGUGGUAGUCACACCAAGGGACCAAAGAAUUUUAGAACUAAUGAUGACAAAGGGUGAACAGGAGAGAGCAACUAACCGUGACAGAUUUAUAGCUGAUCUGACUUGGGAACAUCAGAGAAAAUUAGAAGAAGAAUCCAGGGUGCAGUCUGAAAUGAAAAGACGCAGGAUGCUAGCAGAGGAGAAUCGAAUCAAAUUAUUAAAAAAGAUGGAAUCAGAGAAAAGAAGACAAAGGAGGGAGAAAUCUCAAUUGGAAAGAAAAGAACAGUCACUGCACCAAGCAAUGCAGAAAUGGGAUAUCUCAUCAAGAACUCAACAAAAACAGAAGGAUCUUCAAAUAAAGGAAAGAAAAGACAAAGAACAGUUAAAGAGGAGAAUACAGACAAGGAACAAAAAAAUUAGAGCAAGAGAUGAGUUAGAAAUGAAAGACCUGAUGGUACAACAGCAAGAUUUUGAAAUAAAAUCUGUAGCUCAGAGGAAACAGGAUAGGAUACUUAGAGAUAGUUUAAUGAAAAUGUUGCAUAAUAGAAAAGAGAGAGAUCAAUUUGAAAGUCGUCAUACAGUUGUAGAGAAAGAGUCAAGGGAAAAUAGAAAAGACUUAGAAAAGGAUGUACAUAUAAAAAUGACAGAAUCUGAAAGGAAAUACCAAGAUGUUUUACAACAGAGGGAUAUACAGAUAAAUCUCAAUAAAUUAGAAAGGCAAAAGAAACAAGCCAUUGUAAGAACUUCUCAACAUAAAAUGGAGGAAGAACUGGAAGAAUGGAGAGAAAAUGUAAUAAACAAAAGAAAAGUGACUGAGAGACAAGCUAGUGAAAAUGCCAUCAAAACGAUAGAACAUAAAGCAUUAAAGGCCCAUGAUGAUCGUGUGAACAGAGAGAAAAUACAACAAAGAAACAUACAAAAGAUACAGGAUGAAGUUGAAGCCUGGAAACAGGAGACAGAGGAUUAUAUAGCUGUUAAAGAUCGGAAAAUACUGACAGCACAACAAGAAAAAGAUACCACUAUAUUACAGUCACGGUUUGUAGCAAGCCAGUCAUCACAAUUAAGAGAUGAACUGAAAGAAAGAUAUGGAGGAGAAAGCUUUGACAAGAAAUUAUUACGGGCAGAACUAUUUAAUAAAUUAGGUUUAGCUUAUACUAAACCAUCAACAACAUCUAAGUCAUGUAAAAAACGAUAGUGUAAUAGUAGUUAGGUUAUUGAAAUUAGAUAAUAAGCACAGAUCUUGAUUUGAUUAUAAGAAAGGUUUUCAUGUGAAAGUUAUAGGUAUGUCUAUUAAAAGCAAUGAUUGGUGAAGUGACAGUUUUUCUCACAGAAAACAUUUGUUGUUUGAAGGUGAAGUAGAUGUAUAGAUUUGUUAUUUUACAACAUCAGACCUUAUAAGUCAGAGAUAAUGGUUUUUAAUUUGUUUUAGUUACCCUAUGAAGUAAUUAUUAAAACUUGCAGUGUUUUUUAGUUGUCAGCAGAAGAAUAGUAUUCACAUUGGGACUAAGCAUACUAGAAUUUCAAUGUUUAUAAGACUUAAUUGAAGGUUGUUACAAAACAAAACAAAAGUUAUUUACUUAAUUAUGCAGAAAAUGUAUAUGGAGAAGUGAGUAUACUAGUAAAAUUCUGUUUCAUGUACAUGCUCAUAAUUAAAUAAGUGAGUGUAUAGGUAGUUUAACCCCUUCAAGUCCUUCAGUUUACAAACCUAUCAUACCACAUCUUAUUUUUAUACUAAUUCAAUGUCACUUUUAACAGUCAGAUUAGUGACUCACAUCUUCUGGAUUUGGAAAAAGAAUUCAUUUUAACUGUUUUUCAAGGUUUUAAAAAAUCCUUUUUUCAAGAGAAAAUGUGAAUGGAUCAUCUAAUAGCAUUUUCUCGUAUAAAUUAAUACCCAUAUUAUUUGUAAGGGAAGAGUUUGCACAGCAAAAACAAUUGUCAUUUUUUGUGAUUAAGAUUUUAUCAGGGACCAACGAAAGAAAUGUAAUGCAUAAGUCAGGUUUGGAACAUUAGACAAGUCAUGAGGAUUUCUUAUUUGUUGUUUUUUGACAUUGAAUAGGUCAAUAUUGCAUGCUUGAUUACAGAAAUAAUCAAAUCACAUAAACAUUAAUGUGGUAUUGCAAACUUCCACAUCAACAAAAAUUCGUCAAACAUUAGAUAUCAAUUUUAAUUCUAUGUAUUAAAAUGUAUCAAUUCUUUAAUGUGUUUGGAUACAUUUUUUUUUUAUUUACUUUGCCUUUGAUGUGUGAUAUGUUAACAACGAAAGCUACAUCUUUUUCCACAUACAAUGUACAAUUGUACAUUAAAGUUUUCAAUUAAUAGCGUAGUAGAGAAAAGCAAAUGUUGAAAGAGAUAUGUAUUGAAAUGAUUGCGAUUUUUCUCUCUCUUUUGAAAAUUUUACUCACUUAAGGGACCUGAAUCUACACUUUUUGCUAGUUUGAAAUUUGUUUGGCAUUAUAAAUUGUUUUCUUUUAUUUUUAAAGAUAUAAAAAUCUGUUCUUCAGAUAAAUUUUUAGUGUAUAUUAGAUCUUUGUCAAAUGUAUGUCUUUCUUUUUAUAUUUUAUGAUCUUGCAUUUAUUUGUACAUAAGUUGUAGGGAGUACCAGUAUAGUAUAUUUAUUUAUUUAUUAUAAUUUAGUAUCUUUUCAGUCUUAUUAAUAUUUUCUGUGAUAUACUGAUAAUUUUUAAAAGUUAGUUUGUAGUGUGAUGGUAGUAAUUUUCACACACAGAUGCAAAAUAUACAAUGUGUAAAUCAGGUGUUGUCAAUUUUAUGUAAAACACAAUAAAUCAAUGAAAAUUGAAAAUGAUUAACAUUAGUUGCAACAUGAAUUUAGUGGUAUUAAUGGAAAAUUGUAAUUGUACUGUCAGUAAUAAUCUUGUCAAAUAUUUUAUACUUUGUAUAUUUUUUUUUUUUUUUGGUCAAAGAAAUAAAUUUUACAUAUUGGACAAACUAUUUCUAGUAAGAACAUAUAACAAGAGCAUGACUGUGAUAUUUUUGAAAAUCAAUACUUGUUGUAGGGUAGCUAUCUUGUCAAAUUUUAUAGUAUAACUUAUAUAUUCAUAAAAUGAAUAAAAUGUAGUACAAGCAUA